Messenger RNA from Symbiodinium necroappetens, 1410 nucleotides. Lineage: Eukaryota; Dinophyceae; Suessiales; Symbiodiniaceae. The record is from the annotation of a GenBank genome assembly.
AUGAUGUGGUGGGAAGGAGCUUUUGCGGCAGGUGGCACCGGCAGGCUCAUGAAAGUGGAUGUCGACUAUGUUGACCAAGCAAAGUUUAAGGUCCCCAGGAAUCUUGACCUCACCAAAUCAACCGAGGGGCUGUGGAGGCCCCAGCUCCACACCGGAGGCAUCUUGAUUUGGGGGGUGGCAGAGGUCUAUAUCAUUGCCGAGGCCGACCUGCCGAAAGGCUCAGCUGCUGAGAUUUCUCUGCUGGCCAGAGGCUUUCCACAGGCACACCGCAUCUUGAGCUCCAAGGGCAUUAGCAUGCCAGAGCACUGUGUGCUUGAGACCGAUAACACUUGCAGAGAGGGCAAGAACCAAUUCAUGGUCCUGGCAGAGGCUGACUUGGUAUGUUCCGCUCAUUCAGCCAUCUGUGUGGCCCUGUGGGCCACACGCAUGGUCCUUUGGACCAGCGAUUAUGUGGAUGUGAUUCGGGAAACGGUGAAGCCAACGCGUGGUCGGGAGCUGGUGGUGGAUGUGCUGACGGGCGUCUGGGAUUUCAAAAUGUAUUACCAGGGGCUUGAUGUGACGAUUGCAGGGCUGGACCUUCCCAGCUUCGACAAGAAGAGUGAGGUGGAGUGGCAGGACUACCAACCGACUCCGGAUGAUGCGGUGCUCCUGACAAAGGAGUGGAUCUCGAGCCCAGCACUUUCGCAGCCUCCACUCUUGAUCCUGCCGAAAGACCGGCUCAACAGACUGCCCCCGGCACUGCAACCUGUGAUGCGCCACAAGUUGUUUACGAAGACAGCCAAUUUCGUGCUCAAGGAGCCCUGGUGCCUGGACAUAGCGAGCAAGUACCUCAAGGAGUGGAUGGCAUGCAACCAGCAGGGUACGAUUGUGGAGUUCCCAAUGCCGCAGUGGUUCUUCAACAACAGCACGGAGUCGCAGGUCAAUCUGAGUGUGCCUGAGCCAGUCGGUUGGGAGAAGUAUGCACCUGGACCGGUGAGAAUGGUCACAGCAGCAGACACAACAAAUGCAGCACCAGCAAUGAAGAAGGCUCGGAAACAGCCACCACAGGUGCCUGCGCCACAGGUUCCUGCAGUUGCCGUGGUGGGUGUCAUACCCCGGGAGGCUGAAGUUCCUCUGCCAGGUGAUGUUCCGGCAGAAGAAGCAGCAGCCCGCAGUGUGCCGGGGCAGAUUCGCAUCCCAGACUUGAGUGAACUGGGGUGCCCAAAAUGCCGAGGAGCUUUGGCUGGGUGUGUUCAGUGUUGGAAUGAGGACUAUCGUCGAGCGCGCAUCGCCCGCCUUCAAGCACAGGCAGCUAAAGCUGCAGCCCAGGCGGCUAAAGCUGCGGCCCAGCCUCGACAACAAGGUGAGGCAAAGGCUAAGGCCGGAGGCCGUGGGCGCGGCCGUGGUCGUGGCCGGGCUGUUGUGGCCUGA